Otolemur garnettii (small-eared galago) is the source of this 1680-nucleotide messenger RNA. It is a transcript of the gene STPG2, whose product is annotated as sperm tail PG-rich repeat containing 2. The transcript is spliced from 13 exons. The record is from RefSeq and is a predicted model, not a curated record. Lineage: Eukaryota; Metazoa; Chordata; Mammalia; Primates; Galagidae.
AUGUGGGUCCUGGGUCCUACCAGGUUCCCCUCCUGAAAGAGCAGGUGACAGUGUAAUAUAAAGGGAGGCCAUAGUCUACAAAACCGGGAAGAACGUUUUAAGAAGUUUAUUUCAAGUAAUCCAGGACCUGCAAGCUAUGAUCAGUCUUAUCCUAAAGCACUAGAUAUGAACAGAAAAGUGCUGGAGUCCAAAGAACAUCUUAAAUCAAAAAUUUCAAGAGCACUUACUAGAAGUAUUAUUCCUUCAAUUCCUUCCUGUGUGAAGUCAUGGGGUUAUCUUAUUAAAGAGGAUGACAGCCUUAUAAAAUGUUUUGCACCUGCUGGUGACAGUACGCUAGGUCCAGCCUAUUACAAACCUCAAUUUGGUGUUUCCAAUGCAACUUUGAAAUACAAAGGUAUACAUUUUGGCAACUCUUCAGGAAGAAGGGAGCUACCUAAAAAGUCAAGUCCUGGUCCUGGACAGUAUGAUAUCAUCCAGAAAAAGACAUUACAUUAUGAAAAUAUUAACAUCAAGAAAGAUGAACAGCAAAAUUACUGCACAUUCCUCCCACGAUUAUAUGAUGUGAUAGUAUUGCAGGAGAAAAAAAGGGGAGUACCAGGGCCUGGAAAAUAUGACAUUAAAAGCCAAUUUCAAGAGAAAAAAUGUAUGACACGAAUUGUAAAUGAUCCACCUUCUGCUUUUCUUUCUCAAUCCCAGAGAUUCUUACCUAUAAAAUCAAUCACCCCAGCUCCGGGCACAUAUAAUGAACCUCGAACUGCGCCCAUGUCCUUGAAGACAACAUUAAGACAGAAAAAUAUCCCAUUUGGUCAAAGUACUGCUCGAUUCACAGAGGACUACAGGACAGCAAAAAUGCCAGGUCCUGCUUUUUAUAAUAUCCUGAAUAAUACUAUAAUUGCCAAAGUUGGAAAUAUCUGCUUGAAGAAAAAAAGUACAAGUGCAUUUGGUUCUUCUCUUCCUCGUACUUUCUUUCUGGUUAAGAAAAAACCUUCUACUCCUGGGCCUGCUGAUUAUCAGACCAGUGGAAUUUCUGAUGAAUUGCCUAACUUGACUAAUAAGUUUGCUGUUUUCCUGUCAAGAGCUGAAAGAACUACUAGAAUGCCAGAUAAGGGUGUUCCACCACCAGGCCGCUACGAUGUGCAAAAAUCAUAUGAGAUGUCCCAAGUUAAACAUAAAUACAUGCCACCUCGUAGUUUAGUAGCCAAAAGGAAACAUACCUCUUUUCUUAGUGCGGCACCUCGAUGCCUGGGAAAAUUGCCUGAUGGGCCAGGGCCUGCAUCAUACAAUCCCGUUUUAAGGAACUCUUGCCCCAUGCCCUUAUGUGUUAAUACAUCAAAGCGCUUUGAAGUUUCCAAAGAGAUUACUCCUGGCCCAACAACAUAUGAGCUCAGUCCCUUUUUAAGACAUUCUGUUCUGAAGAAAACAUUCAAUGUAACUCUACCAAAUUCAUUCCUGACUGAGGGCAAUUAUUCCUACAAAAAGCCAAACAAAAAUAUCAGGAAGGCAAGAAAAAAUCUUCCAAAUGUGAUUAAAGUCACAGUGUCCUCAAACUACAGCCCGCGGGCCACAUGUGGCCCACCGAAGACAUUUAUCCAGCCCGCCAGGUGUUAUUGCCACUGCUGCCUGUCCUGCUUAGCAGCCAACUCAUCCCAGGGCCUGCAGUCUGGCCCUCCAAUGGUCUGA